UCAUGAGGAGUGACGCGGCCAUAUUUGCCGGUGCUGCUCCGCUGUAAACAAAAAGUGUCUGAGACGGACGCUCCGCUGAUUUUAGGGACAAUUUUAUUUCUCUCAUUUAUUAUCUCUUCAGGUAUGUCUUACAAACCCAAUCUCCAUCAACACCUUCCGGGAACUUCUGGGAACCAAGGAAACAUCCCCUCUCCGUCUUCAAUGGCAACAAUACAGUCAUACAAGCCAUUUCUAAAUGACUUUGGGCCGCCUUCGUUGGGAUUCCCACAGGGUCCAAAUGGGAGCCAAGUACCUCAGAGUAAAUAUGCUGAACUCCUCGCCAUCAUUGAAGAACUUGGGAAAGAAAUAAGGCCAACAUAUGCAGGGAGUAAAAGCGCCAUGGAGCGACUUAAAAGAGGAAUCAUUCAUGCCAGAGGGCUUGUUCGUGAGUGUCUGGCGGAGACAGAGAGAAACGCCAGAUCCUAGCGCUCUCUCCAUACGGCUGAAAGAACUGUGUCACACGGGAGUCAUGCAUGCCUCUCCUGUGAAGGGAUAAAACAAUCAAAAAACGGAGCAUUUAUGUUACGAAUUGCGCUUUUCAUCUGCAGUUUGGAGGGAAUAAGGCACCAUUCAGAGAAUAUAUCUUCUGAUUUAUAAAUGCAAGAGAUCCAGAACUGUUGCCAUUUGAGUUUUUUUUUUAAAUAUACAUUUCAUUUUCUUUGACCACAUAGUAUCUUUACGAGCGAAUAAGCAAAAAUGCAUGCAAUCGGAUGAAAGGUCCCACAUUAGAAUCUGCAUGGCUUUUACAGGUUAGACUAGGUUUGUGCUUUUAGAAAUAGGUCUCAGGAUAAGGUCGAGUAUUUUUUCUUUGGACGCACUAAUGAAUAGGUGAGAUUUCUUUUAAUCGGGGUGAUGCUGAAAAGUAUUGUAGUGAUGCCAUUACUUUCGUCUUUAUUUGUAUUUAUUACCUUGUGUAAUACAAUGUAUUUUCAUGUAAAGACAAAAAAGGUCACUCUUUGGAAUUUUGUAUAUCUGUCAAUAAAUAUGACAUUCAUUGUAUAUGAAA
Molecule: messenger RNA, 1045 nt
Organism: Carassius gibelio (silver crucian carp)
Lineage: Eukaryota; Metazoa; Chordata; Actinopteri; Cypriniformes; Cyprinidae
Product: cyclin-dependent kinase 2-associated protein 1
Exons: 4
Coding region: 124-465 (113 amino acids)
Cellular component (GO): cytoplasm; nucleus
Source: RefSeq, a predicted model, not a curated record